Callorhinus ursinus (northern fur seal) is the source of this 1862-nucleotide messenger RNA. RefSeq names its product sideroflexin 4 (gene SFXN4). Gene Ontology annotation, molecular function: monoatomic ion transmembrane transporter activity. Gene Ontology annotation, cellular component: mitochondrial inner membrane. The record is from RefSeq and is a predicted model, not a curated record. Lineage: Eukaryota; Metazoa; Chordata; Mammalia; Carnivora; Otariidae. Gene Ontology annotation, biological process: mitochondrial transmembrane transport; monoatomic ion transport.
GCCGCCUCCCCAGCCACCGCACAGGUCCCAGGAAGCAGCGCGGGAGGAGGAGGAAGCGCGGGGGCCCGGCGGCUCCCUGGGUGCAGCGGCACGGCUCCCGCAUGGAGCCCAACGUGCGCUUCUGGAUCACCGAACGUCAAUCUUUUAUUCGGAGAUUUCUUCAGUGGACAGAAUUGUUGGAUCCUACAAAUUUGGUCGUUUCAAUUGAAAAAAUAGAAAAAUCAAGGCAGCUAUUGUUAACAAAUGAAGAUGCAUCCAUGCGUGACUUGGAGGACCAAAGGGUAAAAGACGCUUGGAAGAGAAGUCUCUCAACAGUUCAUCCUGACAACAGCAAACUGAUCCCUGUUCCUUUUCGACCUGCAGCUCUCCUACCUUUCACGGCGCCCAUGAUAUUUUUCUCGAUGCUGUCAGUAAAAAGUCUCAAGUCCCUGAUUUUACCUCAGAUUUCCUUUUAUACCUACACUACAGCGUUCAACAUUGUUAAUGGAAACGCAAGUUAUAAUCGUCGCCUACAUGAGAGUGUGUUACUAGGGACAGGAGUGAUUGCCUCUUCCUCCUUCUUUGGAUUAUUCCCUCGUUUGCUCCAGAUGCGGCUGAAUCACGUUCUGUUGAAAAAAGCCCUUCCCGUCGUCAUUCUCACCCACAUCAGUGCAAUGAAUGUUGUCGCAGCCCGAAGUCUGGAGCCCAUUCGAGGCAUUGAAGUCAUGGAUAAGGAAGGCAAUGUCAUGGGCUAUUCCAGAAAAGCCGGGACAAAGGCCGUUAAAGAUACAGCAACAUCCAGAGUAGUGCUGUUUGGGACCUCAGCUUUCAUCCCUGAAGUCUUCUCGCACUUUUUUGUAAGGACCCAGUUUUUCCGGCAAUAUCCAUGGUCAUUAUGGACCUUCAAGCUGUCUUGUACCGUCUUAGUAAUGGGACUGAUGGUGCCGGUUUCUUUUAGUAUGUUCCCACAAAUUGAACGGAUACAGUGCAGUGAACUUGAAAAGGAAAUUCAGUCCGCAACAGAAGAAACAGAACUCUUCUAUAACAGAGGGGUGUAGGAAUGUGUUGUUUUCGGUGAAUUUGGUUGGUUCCUGCUUGAACACCUUCCUCUCUGCUCGAGGUGUCCGAUUGGAGAACUCUGCGGGAGGUCUGGAACCCGAGGUGUCUGCGCCCACAGGUUGCCUUACAAUUACACAGGCCACGGCCGUUUCAAGGCUGGUGCCUGGGCUUUCGAGCCUGGAUGGAAGAAGGGAAGAGAAAGGAGAGGCCGUCCUGUCUGACCCACCCCCAUGGGGCUGCCGAAAGAACGGCUGAUAGAAGAGUCCAUUUUUAUUUUCUGUGUUCAUCAGCCUCUGAAGGACACUGUGAAAUGACUAAUAAACUUACCAAAAGUUGAGUGUUCGAAAAAAAUCAAGAAGGGUCCACCAUGCCCAGGGCCCGGGCAUUCCACUGGUGGCCCAUCUCAAGGUGAACAGGAACCUCUGGUGAGCACUAAAGGCCUCCGAGCCCCAAAGCCACCCUGUCUCCCUCCUCAGCUUCCUCCCGUUUCGGACUGCUUCACAUCUCUGCCCUCAGCCACCCAUCUCCUCCUCUGCCCCCACCGGUCCGUGACCCUGCCUCCUUCGCGGUGAAAACCAAAAACGACUGGCCGGCAACAGAGCCUCCUGGCACCAAAUCUGCAGGCCUCUUGGCACCGCCCCCCUCCCGGCCCCCAGCCUUCCCGCCUCCUUGCAAGGCCAGCUGUGCCCUCGGCUCUGGGCCCCUCCGGCCGGAUCCCCUCCGGGCCUGGCUCUGCAGUUGCCCGGCCUCCUGGCCUCCUCCCUCCUCUGUAGUCCGUGAGUCACCAGCCUUAUUAGACAAGCAAACAACCUUCGAGAGCCAAA